GCGCGCGCGCGUGUACACCAAGGGCGUGUGAGUAAUUAUAUGCAUAAUAUAUGUGUGCUCAAUCUGUCGAUGUGUUCUAUAUAAACUCGGCGGAUGGGGCGGCGUGGCCCUCUCCUGGGCGAGGUCGGCUUCUCCCGCCUAUUGUCUCAGGCAGCAGAGAGAAGUGGCGAUGGGAGAGGACGGCCGGGUUGGGUGCCUCCUGUCCCCCGCUUCCAAUUAUAGAUGGAUCAUUACCGACAGAGCAGCACGGCGAGCCCAGGCAGCACCCGCUCCUCCUCCUCCUCCACCUCCUCCUCCUCACAUGAAUGCGCUCCCCUCCUAGAGAACAGCCCGCCAACAUGCUCUGGAAACUGGUCGAGAACGUCAAGUACGAGGACAUCUACGAGGUGAGGGGGACAGGUGGACACCGGGGAGAGGGUGCCCCACGCCGAGGCUCUGUGGGGGUUGGGGCAUCCCGGGAGAGGAACUUUCCGCGUGGCGGCGUAAAGGGGGAAGGCGAAGGAGAAAGGGGGCGCCGGAGCAGUCGGAGCCUCGCCUUGGGUGGAAGAGGACGGGCUGCCCUGCCGGGGGAAGGAGAAGAAGAAGAAGGAGAAAAAGAAGGAGGAGAGUCUGCUCCAGGGCCCGGCAAAUCAGUAGAAGAUGCCAACAACAGCGGCAUGAACUUGUUGGACCAGUCUGUCAUCAAAAAAGUUCCAGUUCCUCCAAAAUCUGUUACUUCCUUGAUGAUGAACAAAGAUGGCUUCCUCGGCGGCAUGUCCGUGAACACAGGCGAAGUGUUUUGUUCGGUGCCUGGGCGGCUGUCCUUGCUCAGUUCAACUUCUAAAUACAAAGUAACGGUCGGAGAAGUGCAGAGGCGCCUUUCUCCUCCAGAAUGUUUGAAUGCCUCACUACUUGGAGGAGUACUUAGAAGAGCCAAAUCGAAAAAUGGGGGCAGAUCGUUGCGAGAGAGGCUAGAAAAAAUUGGUUUGAAUUUACCAGCCGGCAGGCGCAAAGCGGCAAAUGUCACUUUACUCACCUCCUUGGUGGAAGGAGAAGCUGUACAUUUAGCCCGGGAUUUUGGAUACAUCUGUGAAACUGAGUUUCCAGCCAAAGCUGUUUCUGAGUACCUGAACAGACAGCAUACGGACCCCACUGAUCUCCACUCCAGGAAGAAUAUGCUACUUGCCACAAAGCAACUUUGUAAAGAAUUUACCGAUCUCUUGGCCCAGGACAGGACACCCAUUGGCAACAGCAGACCCAGCCCCAUUUUGGAACCAGGCAUCCAGAGCUGCUUGACUCACUUCAGCCUCAUCACCCAUGGCUUUGGGUCUCCCGCCAUAUGCGCUGCCCUGACUGCUCUCCAGAACUACCUGACGGAAGCUCUCAAAGGCAUGGACAAGAUGUUCUUGAACAACAACUCUGCUAACAGGCACACUUCUGGAGAAGGACCAGGUAGUAAAACCGGAGACAAGGAAGAGAAGCACAGAAAAUGAAACACAAAACAAAGCUAAUGAAAUUAGGGGAAAAAUAAAAUGAAAGAAAAAGCAGAGAGAAAGAGAGAGAGAGAGAGGAGGAGGAGGAAGAGAGAAACAUUUUUAAAAACUUUUUAAUUUUAGGUUUAAAAUAUUGGAUUGGGCUUUGGAAGAAUUAUACUAGGUAGGUUACACCCACAAAUAUUUUUUUCAAGGAAGUCAAGGCGAAAGGCGCACAAUGGAGCAGGAACAGUGGCUCAGUGGCUUUUACAAAGGAACUUUUCAAGACAAUUUCCAGGAAUUUCCACUUCUGUUCUUCUGCAAUCUUUUUUUAUUGGGGUGGGAGGGCGUGGAAAGAGAAAAAAAAGCGUAAUAAUAAUAAUAAUAAUAAUAAUAGGUGUAAAAGCAAUCAAUAACUUAUUGGAGGAAUCAUUUUGAUAAUGUUGAUAUGAUGGCUGAGAUCCAUAGUCUGUUUCUGUAUUACUGUUGUCUGGUUUUUUGUUUUUGUUUUUUUUUUAAAGUGUCUCUAAGUAGAAAAAAAAGCAAAAACCUUCUAAGGGAUGGGUUUAUUUAACAUUGGACAGUCCGAAUCAGAGCAAACAUUCCUGCUUUAAAUUCUGCCAACCGUAGCCUCUUUAUUUGUGUGAUAUCUUGCCAUUACCCGGGCCUUAUCAAUAAUCUAUGAUAUAGAUUUCUGGAGCACAAGGGGAAGCAAAAUUGUCCUCUGCGACUACAUAGACGAACAACUUCAAAUUCUGAAAGAGUGAAACUAAACCUACAUCGAUCACUCAGUGUCACCUGUUUCUCUAUGGCCCCUUCUACACUGUCAUAUAUAAUCCAGAUGAUCAAAAAUCAUUAUAUGAGUCUACACUGCCAUAUUAUCUAUUUCAAAGCAGAAAAUCUGGAUUUUAUAUAGCUGUGUAGAAGGGGCCUUAAUUCCCAUUGAUUUCUGGCAUCUGCUCUAAGCAUGACUAAAUUCGUAUUUAAAAGAUUGACAAUAAUGGAGCCCUUUACUUACAGCAAUAUAUAUAUAUAUAUAUAUAUAUAUAUAUAUAUAUAUAUAUAUAUAAUAUCUCCCCCUUCUGUAGAGGAGAAAUGUUGUAUCACAAGUGGCCCUGUGCUCGAAAUUAGUGUGACUUGUUUAUUAUUUCUGACAUGCUAACCAUUCCUUC
Messenger RNA from Anolis sagrei ordinatus, 2623 nucleotides. Lineage: Eukaryota; Metazoa; Chordata; Lepidosauria; Squamata; Anolidae. The record is from RefSeq and is a predicted model, not a curated record.